AUGGUGCUCUCGCCCGAGUGGCUGACAGCAGCGGACGUCCUGGCGAGCGACGAGGCGGCCGUCGAGCUCGUCACCUCGGGCGCCUCCGCGCAGCUCUGCUUCCCCAGCGACUGGCCUCGCGUCUUCAGCACGAGCAAGCCGCUCCGGGCGCUGGUCAACGGCACGCUCCGCGGUGUGCGCUGCCGCGCCGUCGCCGUCGACGCCAGCGGCGAGCGCGAGCCGGCGAGCAGCUUCCAGCGCGCGGCGCAGCUCGCUGCCUCGAGCGACGCAACGCUCGUCAAGGGCUUCGUCGUGUACGAGCUCGCUGAUGGGCCGCGCGGGUGCGCAUUCGUCGCCAUCCGCCGCUGGUGGAACGCGGCGCCCGGCGGCGCUUGGUUCGACGCCGCCCGACCACUCGUGCCUGGCGGCCGCCAGCUCCUGCUUGUCGAGUCUCCGCUCGGCGAGAGAGGCGAGGCGGCCGGGAGAGCGGGCCUCGGCGGCGGCAGCUUCGAGGCAGCCUUGCGGGAGCGGCUGGCGGGUCGGCCGGCUGAAGGGGUCGAGGCGGCCAUCGUGCGGGCGGAGAUCGCGCCGCCGCCGCCAGGCGAGGCGGGAGACGAGGCUGCGGCGGGCACGGGCGGCAGCGGCGGCGGCGCUGCCGCGCAGAUCGCCGACGGCGUCGCCUUGUUUGCUCGCGGUCUUGUGGGCGGCGCAAAGGGCUGCUUUGAGCGAGCGGCGGUGGCGAGGCUUGCCGAGGCGGAGGAGGGCAAGGAGCGCGGCAACGAGGCCUUUCGCGAUGGAGAUGGCGAGGUUCCGCCGCAGCCGUAUGCCUUCCACUACGAGGUUGGCGUCGCAGACGCAAAGGGCGACGCUGCCACCGCCGAGUUCGCGCGCAUCUUGCGGCUGCGCGCGCCAAAGCGCCGGCCCUCCAACUCGCCGCGCCUCUUCCUCGACACGCUGCAGACCUCGUGGGGGUUCCGGCACAGCCCGCGGGUGCGCCGCGCGCUCGCGCGGCUCAUCGCGUGGCUGUACCGCUGCCCGGUCGCAAAGGGGCGCUUCUCGCACUUCCCGGCCGACAACAUGAAGCCGAUCCAGCAGCGGGUGCAGCGGUGCGCGUGGCUGGUGCAGGGCGAGUGGACGGUGCCGAGCGCGAGCCACGCCGACUACGAGCGAGAGACGGGGCUCACCAUCGGCGACGGGCCCGUGGAGGACGCGUGA
This is a messenger RNA of Emiliania huxleyi CCMP1516, 1194 nucleotides long. RefSeq lists its product as hypothetical. Lineage: Eukaryota; Haptophyta; Isochrysidales; Noelaerhabdaceae. Bases 1 to 1194 code for a protein of 397 amino acids. The record is from RefSeq and is a predicted model, not a curated record. The transcript has 4 exons.